UUGAUCAGCUCUGCAGCCGCACAGCAGCGGGCAGAAUAACCCAGCACUCUGCAUACAUGAACUUUGGGUGUUGAGACUGGUCGAUCCGGUAGCUUUUCGACUGCCAGUGCUGCUGGGAACUUCCAUGAAGGCGGGCACUCCGAAAAGUGGGGUUCAAGCCGUAUGCCGUUAGUUUCGGCCGCCCCAUGACCCAUGAGGAGCACAGCUCCGGUCAGGAACCGGCCAUCACAGUGGGAGCCCACGGCUCAGCAUGGUGGAAGGGUUGGUAGGAUCAACAUCAACCACACCGUUACUUCGGCCGCAGUCUACUGUACCUAGGGACCUACCUUGACUCGACGCAAUCCCAUGCCAGUUGGGUUACACCUCGCGUGACCAAUCGUCGCUCCCGCGAAAUUUGACGUCGAUAAAGCUACUCGCGGUCAAGCAUUUGACUAACCAUGCCAGCCUUGCUUGGAUGGCAUAAGACUGCUCCGCAAAUGCAGGCCGAACUUACCGGGGUCUCACCUUGCAGAUUCGGGUGGUAUCGUUUGGAGGCCCCCGUAUCCCGGAUGCUGGAGGUAGAUACCAGGUAGUGAAAUAAAUGUGAUGGAAUCGUCAAAGGGCCGGGAGGUGAGCAAUUUCGCCUGUCGAAUGCCGCCUUUGGGCAUCCCUUCCGCUCGUUCUGGCUGGCUUCUUGCGUUGUUUCUUUUGGUCUUUCGCGACAACAAACAAUGAAGAUUAUGCCAGCGCCGUCGCCAACAUUCGGCGGUUGCCUGCCCAAGCAAAUCCGAAGAUAUCUCCCGGCGUCUCUGAUUUUCAUUCUUGUGGCACUCUUUUUUCUUUCAAGCUCGGGGUCGUACGGAGAUAUAAGCGCGGAGAUUGCUUAUCACUCAGCUUUGAGCACUGGCCAAUUCCCAAGAAAGAUUUGGCAGAGCUGGAAGGUGGACCCAUUGGGGUUUGAGGAAAGGGAUUCGACAACAGCGAGAACAUGGACUUCGAAAAAUCCUACCUACCGAUACGAAGUUCUGACGGAUCAGAAUGACCUCUACUACGUUGAGACGCAUUUUGGUCCUAUGGGCUUCAAUCGGCCAGACAUCGUAAACACAUACAAGUCAUUGACCGCGCGGAUCAUCAAGGCGGACCUGUUGCGAUACCUUGUCAUGUAUGUCGAAGGUGGGGUUUAUACCGACAUUGACGUCGAGGCUCUCAAGCCCAUUGACCGGUUUAUUCCCAGCCGAUACAAUGAGAAGGAUAUUGAUAUGGUCAUUGGCAUUGAGGUUGACCAGCCUGAAUUCAAAAAUCACACCAUACUCGGCUCCAAGUGCCAGUCGUUUUGCCAAUGGACGUUUAUGGCCAAGCCGAGGCUUCCAGUCAUGAUGAGACUCAUUGACAACAUCCUGAAAUGGCUGUACGAGGUCGCAAACCAACAAGGCGUGUCGAUAUCCGACAUCCAGCUUGACUUUGACGAGGUGAUCAGUGGCACAGGCCCGUCAGCCUUCACUAGGGCAAUUCUCGCCGAAAUGGCUGUCAAGGCCCGUCAAGACAUUUCUUGGGACUGCUUUCACAAUCUCGGCGAGUCCAAACUCGUCGGCGGAAUUCUCGUCCUGACUGUGGAAGCCUUUGCAGCAGGCCAGGGACAUUCCGACUCUGGCAAUCACAAUGCGAAAACCGCUCUGGUAAAGCACCAUUACCAUGCUUCUGGCUGGCCAACCGCUCAUCCCCGGUAUAACCAUCCGAUAUAUGGUGAGGUGGAACGGUGCAAUUGGGAUGUUGAUUGUGUUAGGGAGUGGGACGCAAACAUGGCUGCGUUUGACGCUCUGUCGCCGGAGGAGCAAGCGGAGCAAAUCGCCCUCAAGGCGGCAGAAAAAGAAGCAGCCUUUGCUGCAGAGGCGGCGGCUGCUGCCAUUGCUCCACCAGACCUCCAGAUCGUGCUUCCCGAAUAAUAUCUCAAUGCAACAUAAACACAAGUAGUUGUGACCCCAAAUUUAUUCGCUGACCAAAGUUUCCUGGUCAUUGGAUUCACCGCAGUGUAGGAUGGGCCGAUGUCUCGCAAGC
Exophiala dermatitidis NIH/UT8656 is the source of this 2034-nucleotide messenger RNA. RefSeq names its product glycosyl transferase. Gene Ontology annotation, biological process: protein N-linked glycosylation. The transcript has a single exon. NCBI's taxonomy places the organism in Eukaryota, Fungi, Ascomycota, Eurotiomycetes, Chaetothyriales, Herpotrichiellaceae. Gene Ontology annotation, cellular component: mannan polymerase complex. Gene Ontology annotation, molecular function: alpha-1,6-mannosyltransferase activity. The record is from RefSeq and is a predicted model, not a curated record. The coding region runs from base 711 to 1922 and encodes 403 amino acids.